AAUCUGGUUGCUGUGGGGAUGCCACGGUCCAUCUCUGCCUUUUGCUUGGAAAGCCUGUCUAUUCCCCUAAGCCACAAAAAGCCCCAGAAAGCCCGAGAACAGAACAAGAGACUAUGAGCAUUAAAAAAAAGGACAGAGAGAGAGCGAGAGAGAGUGGAGGACAGCAGGAGCAAACUGGUUUUUGAAGAGGUAGAUCUCUAAAAAGGUCUGAGUGCUUUGAGCUCACCCAACUACCUCAGGACACUGCAGAGAGUGGGAGGGAAGCAGGGAGAUAGAGAGAGAAAGAGAGAGAGAGAGGGUGUGAGAGAGGGAGGGAGAGAGAGAGAGAGCGAGAGAGAGAUAGUGAGAAGGCGCUCGCUCUCUCUUUUGCUGCUACAACGGAUCCUUUCCACAUCGACGCUACUGUUAACGUCACGCCUGUAAGCCGCGCUUGCCCAGCGCUUGCCUUCUCUGCCUUGCUCCUCUCCCCAGUUGGACGCUGCAUUAGCGAGGGGGUGCUGAUCACCGCGAGAAGAGGAGGAAAAAAAAAAAGAACUGGAAACAAGAAGAAGAGAAAAAAAAAAAAGAAGCCCAGAGAGAAGAAGGAGAAACUGUGCACAACCCCUCCUCCCUCUAACCCACCUCGAUCAACCCAGCUACAAUAACCCCACUCCUCCCAGCACCCCCUUCCAUCCCCCACCCCAUUCCCCCUCUGAAGAAAUUGACGGAUUAUUGGGAAGUGCAGGGGAGGCAGGCUGCAGCUGCUGCUGUGUGCGCUCGCUACUGCUGCUGUGUGCUUCGCGGGGAUGGUGUGCGCGCGUUCGCAUUUGCUGCUGUCGCCGCCGCGGCUCCCGAGGCUGCCGAGGCUGGAGCGUGUGGCCAGUUAAGAGGAGGAAGAAGCUAAUGAAGGCAGUGUGCGUCGCCUAGCCUUUUCAACCGCUGCCAAGCGCUCCCGGAGGAAAGAGGAGGAGAAAAAAAAUAAAAAAUUAAGAAAAAUCAAGUGGACACGACGCCACAUUGAGAGGGGGAGCGAGGGACAGAGCGCAAGAGACGGAGAAGGGCUGUCAGACUGACCAACCGACCAACUGAUUGACUACUAAAAAGUGAACAGAGGAAUAAAAAGAGGAGGGGGGUCUGUUUUUCUUUUUUUUUUUUUCACGGCUUGUCAAUCUCGCCUUCUAACCACUGCAAACAAAAGGUGAAAGAACACUGGAAAGGACUGUGGAAUUCUCAUUCAACCAUCUCCAAACCCACCCUUACCUACCUCCCUCCUUUCGUAAUUUCUGCCUUGGGUUUGGUUGCACAAAAAAAUUGUGCGUGUGGGUUUCGCUGUACCAUGGAGACCUGGUUAAGGUGUCUAGCGGGGGGAUCAACUGUCGGAUUCCAAGGACAAGCGAGAGAAGAGGAGCCGACAGCAAGAAGAGAGCAAGGGAGCACUGCUGCUGCUUUGGGAGCCUGACUGGAUUCCUAUCUAUAGUCUUUUCCUUUACUUUUUUUUUCCUCUAAUCAGCACGGAAAGGGGGAAAAACACUCACAAAGGGCCUUCGAACCUUUUCUCUUUGGAUGUAUGGAUUUACAAAAGGGCUCAUCUUGGUUAAGCUCUUUGGCAUUGAUACCUGUUUUGACAGGGCAAACAUAAAAGGUUUUCUUUGCUGCCCUUGGAUAUAAAUACAGCUGAUGCGAAUACCACUGCUCUUUCUGAUUGCAAAAAGGAGGGAAGCUAUAUAUCUCAGUUCAAGGACCUGUAAUAAUAACUUGAGGUAGGUGUCUAGUGUUUCAACCCCUCUUUGCAUCAAUUUGUAACACCUUACAAUCCCCUGUCUUGUAAUACGGUUUAGGCUGCUUAAUUUGCCAUGUCCUUCUCAUUCACAUGUUUCAGAAAAGUCAGACCUCUCCACCCUCCCCUCUCCUUCUGCCCCUGAGCACAGUCCAUGGAAAUAAAAGCACUAGUUAACUGAGGAUAGGUGAAGUCCCCUUGCUCCUUAGCAAGCACCCAGACCUGUGUUUCCCCCCUUUGUCAUCUUUAAUUCCCUUAACCUCUUUUCUCUGGUCCCCUUACCACUAGUACCAACCAGCCAACCAGCUAUUUACCCCUAUCCACAAACCCCACAAACACCAGCCCCAAACACCCCCAUCCUCCCCCCCAGAUGAUGCUGAAUUAUGAACGUGCCACAUCAUGAGUCUCCUGGGGCGGGUAGCUGUGCAUCGUGCCAGGAAAGCCGCCCUGCUCUGUGUAGUCUUCCUGAUGGCGCGAGCGUGGAGCAGCGCCUCCCUGGCCUUGGCGGGGGCGGCGGUGUCUCAAGGACCCCAGGGCUGUCCACCGCAGUGUUCCUGCAGUAAUCAGCAGGGGAAAGUGGUGUGCACCCGACGUGGCCUCACCCGCGUGCCCCCUGGGAUUCCUGCCAACACGCGACACCUCAAUCUAAUGGAAAACGCCAUUGAGGCGGUGCAGGCUGACUCCUUCCGCCAUCUGCACCACCUUGAGGUGCUCCAGCUUGGGCGAAAUGCCAUACGGCAGAUUGAGGUGGGCGCGUUUAAUGGACUCACCAGUCUCAACACACUGGAGCUGUUUGACAACCGACUGACGGUAGUUCCUAGUGGGGCCUUUGAGUACCUGUCUAAACUAAGAGAACUGUGGCUGAGGAAUAACCCAAUUGAGAGUAUUCCCUCCUAUGCCUUCAACCGGGUGCCCUCACUCAUGCGACUGGACCUUGGAGAGUUAAGGAAACUGGAGUACAUUUCAGAGGGUGCAUUUGAGGGCCUACAAAACCUCAAGUACCUCAACCUGGGAAUGUGCAACAUAAGGGGUGAUAUGCCAAACCUGAGUCCCCUCAGGGGCUUAGAGGAACUGGAGAUCUCUGAAAAUCACUUCCCAGAGAUAAAGCCAGGCUCCUUCAAAGGUCUGCGCUCACUGAAAAAGCUAUGGGUAAUGAACUCACAAAUCACUGUAAUAGAGCGCAAUGCUUUUGAUGACCUAUCGUCUUUAGUUGAGCUAAAUCUUGCCCAUAACAACCUGAGCGCUGUGCCACAUGAUCUGUUCUCCCCGCUCAGGUACCUGGUGGAGCUCCACCUCCACCACAACCCUUGGAACUGUGGCUGUGAUGCUGUGUGGUUAGCACGCUGGCUAAGGGAGUAUAUCCCAACUAACUCAACUUGCUGUGGACGCUGUCACUCCCCUGCCACUAUGAGAGGCAGACAGCUGGUUGAGGUGGACCGAGGUGAAGGUGCUGCAACCCAGUGUUCUGCACCGUUCAUUGCUGAUGCACCAAGGGACUUGAACAUCUCAGCAGGCCGAGUGGCAGAGCUUCGUUGUCGCACAGCCCUAAUGUCUUCAGUGCGCUGGCUCCUACCUAAUGGGACUAUCCUGACACAUGCCUCGAGUCAUCUGAGAAUAUCCGUCCUCAAUGAUGGUACCCUUAAUUUCUCAAAUGUCCUAGCAGCAGACACGGGCACUUACACCUGCAUGGUGUCCAAUGCAGCUGGGAACUCUAAUGCCUCAGCUUACCUCAAUGUGAGCGCAGCUGAGCUCAACACAUCCAACCUGAGUUACUUUACCACAGUGACUGUUGAGGUCUUAGGACCAACUACUGAAAUGCCCAAACCUAAAACUACCACAACCACAGCUGCUGCUGCAGGUGCUGGGGUUGCUGGAGGAGGAGCAGGCCUAGGGACAACAACUACAACUGCUUCUCCUUCAGUCUUUCAACCAGUCUUUAUCUCCACACCAACUGUGCUGCUGCAAAACACUGACAGUCCACCAGGCGCAGCAAAGCCAUCUGUGUUGACUGGAAUCCAAGGUGUCACUGGCAAACCAGGCAAGUCUGGCCCUAGCCUGGAUGAAGUGAUGAAGACUACUAAAAUCAUAAUAGGCUGCUUUGUAGCAGUGACACUACUGGCUGCCGUCAUGCUCAUUGCCUUCUACAAACUGAGAAAGCGCCACCAGCAGAGGAGCACAGUGGCAGCUGCACGAACUGUAGAGAUUAUCCAGGUGGAUGAUGAGGACCUUCCACCACCAGCUUCUGCAGCCCAAGAAUCAUCUCUCACUUUGCCUGAAAUCCGGGACCAUAACAGCAUACACAAACUGGACUUUAUCAGCCACAAGACUGAUUACAGCUUUCACAAACCCAAGGCCGAAUACAAACCCCAGCCGGAUUUUACCCUACACAAGCCGAAGGCGGAAUAUACCACAUACAAGCCGAAUAUGGACUUCAGUAGCCAUAAAUCCAUCCCAGAUUACAGCACUCACAAAUCUACACCAGAUUUCAGCCUUCACAGACCAAAGCCUGACUGCAGCCCGUUUAGACAGGACUACAACUCUCACAAACCUAAGGCAGAAUACAGCCCAUUCAAACCUGACUAUGGCACUCAUGGGAAAGCCAAAACAGACUACAGCCCAUUCAAACCAGAUUACAGCACUCAUCCUCGGCAGAGAACUGACUUCAGCCCUUUCAAACGAGACUACAGCACCCAACCCAAACCUAAACAUGACUACAGCCCAUUAAAAUCAGACUACAACUCACAACAUAAACCUAAAGCUGAAUACAGUCCUUUCAAGACUGAUUUUGGCACUUACCCAAGACCCAAACCGGAUUACAGCCCAUUUAAGCCUGACUACAGCACUCAGCCUAAACCCAAACCAGACUACAAUGUCCAGAGAUCUAAAACUGACAUUACCUACAAACCCAAGGAGCAUUACACUCCCCAUAAGACUGCAACCGAUUACAGCGCCUUCAAGACCGACUUUAGCCCCCACAAAGUGGAUUACAGCGCCUUCAAGUCCGACUUCAGUCCACAUACUCAGAGACCUAAACUUGAUUACAGUCCACACAAAAUGGACUACAGCCCCCAUAAGGUGGAAUACAGUACUCUAAAGCAGCCCAAAUAUAACACCUACAAACCAACUGGCCACGGGGCUAAAUGGACAGACAACAACAUUGGGAACUCUCUGCCUCGAACCUUGCCGAGCAACAUGUCUGAGCCCUUUGUCAUAAAAACUCAUACCAAGGAUAAGGUACAGGAGACUCAGAUUUAAAAAGCCCCCCAAAAGGCUCCCUCUCCUUUCCCCAGGCCCCUAGCUCCCAACCACCCCAGUUCCACUCCCCCUGUGUCCUUUCCUCAUUAAAAUCAUGCAAUAGAAUGCACAAUGAAAAAAGGACAGGAACUACUUUUUUUGUACAGAGUGCAAACUUUAAAAGACUGAUGAUUUCUUGUUGUACAUGCUUAUAAAUAAAUAUAUAUAUGGACAAACUGAAACUACCAUGGGUUGGUGAUAGAGAAACAUAUAUUAAAAACAAAUUGAAACUAUUUUCUAACUUGUAACUUCUAUUUAAAACAAUGAGUUGUUUAAGAUGCUGUCUUGACUUUGACAAAUGAGGGUAGUCUUGUUUUAAAAAGGGGCAUUCUGUGUGAUUUUUACACCGUGCUACAGAGAAUGCAGUGAUAAGAAAAAAAAAAUAUUUAUACAGAGAAGACUUUCUUUAACAAACCGAGAAAAGGUCAGUGUCGAUCUUUACAGGUUUAUCUUGUAAAAGCACCAAGAAUUUGUACUGUGCCAAAUGUUAUAAAUGCAAUAAAAAGGAUUUUUGGAAGAAAAAAGGAAGUAUUAGAGAGAGAUGUUUUUUUCCCCCCUUCUCUUCUCCUGGCGUAUACUGUAACGAUCAGCCAAAUGCUUUAGACACUGCAGUAAGACGCUGCAGCUAUACUUUAACCCUAAGUGUGCUGAAUGACUCAGGCAGAAUGAAUCACGGUGCAGAAGUGGAUGAGGCUGUUUUGAAAUCCCUCCAAAUCUCCUAUUGUAUUCUUUACAUGUAACAGGGGGGUUUCUUAGUUUUUUACUUUCACCGCACCGGUGACUGUCGUGGUGCUUUAUCAAUGUGCUGCUGAUCAAAAGGGCAUAUUUAAUCCGAGCUCUAAGUUCUACCAAUGCGUUAACAUCUUAUCCACAGAUGAGCAUGGGGGUGCUAUUAUAAGUAUAAUACUAAUUGAGAUGCUUGUUAUAUAAUGCUCAUAAAGCAUUAUAUUUUACCGUGUUACCUAGCUCAUCUUCACCGUUACAAGCUGAUCUUAUUAAUCACAUAUCUAAAUGGGUAAAAAAAGGUGAUAAAUUAAAAUGAAAUGCUGUUUGGGUGUUUAGACUGUCUUUCACUUUGCCAAAAAAUAUAGAUCCUAAUUUCACUUUUCAUUACAUUUCCAGCUGUUGGGCCAUCAUCAAUCUGUAUGAGGGAGGGCUUUUUAUGGUGACAAAUGCAUUUGGGUCUCGCUGUUAACUGUGUAUUUUUCAUCUUCAGAUAUAUCACCCCGAUGAAUCAUAAUAUAGCCUCUCAGUUCUGACUAAUAAAGAAAGAUAGCAUACACAGUCGCAGUGGAACUCACCUGUAGUGUUUCAAAGGUGAACCUGCUUGUUUGUAGAGACGACAAUUUAAGACCACCUAGCAGUGCUGCAAGUCUUCCUUUCUUUACUGUUAUUUAAUGACAACAUUGGGAACGGAUAUGGAGUCUCAAUCUUGGUUUAUAUAUAUAUAUAUAUAUAUGUGUGACAGAAAAACCUUGGGAGCUCGUUUCACUAAAGAACAGAAUAACAUGCAGGUGAGAAAUGACAGAACACUACAAAAGAGUGAGAGUGACUGAAAGCUGUGUCGAUCAAAAUAACAACCACCAGCACAGACACUCUGUUGUUAACCUCUAUAGCUAACAAACACGGAGGAAAACGAAGAAAUACAACAUUACGUCAAAUACGACAUUAUCAGAGCCACAGUCAAGGGCGUGUGCAAGCAGGCAGCGAGGCAGGCAGGCAGGCGCAGCUUUUGCCUGGUAAUGUAGUUGACGACAUCAGUUUACAUAACCAGUAAGAAGGGUGGCAAAUGAAGAACUGGUAAGAGAAAGUACCUGCGAGAGGCCACAAGAGAAUAUGUGGAUUUGUCUUUUCAGCACCGUAACAUUUAGAGUUUUUAAGGCAGGGGAAGGGAAGGAGACAGAGGCAGACAAGGUGCAUGACAAAAAGAGUCCAGCCGCUAACGGAGAGAUUAUGCUGUGCCUAACACGAAGUAGAGGAAGACGGACAGAGAGGGCGAUGUGUCUGUGUGUGUGUGUGUGUGAAGGGGUGAGAUUCAUCCGGUUUGAAGAAAUUAGGGAACGUCAUAAAAGCCACAAUGUGAGAAACGAUUUAAAAUGCACUGGGAGUGAACAAACUUUGCAAGUGAUUUAGUUUGUUUGUCUUUUUUAAAUUGCGUUCUAGAGGAUGUCUUGUGUGGUUUGAAGCACCAAGCGCUGUGGAGUCAAUCAACAUUUGUUGUUAAUGUUUAAUUCAAAUGGAUUCCAAUACUGCACAUUAUGAGUCUGGGGCGGAUAUGAUGAGCUCAAUGUUAACUUUUGGAAAAGAAAAAAAAAAUAGUUUUUUUGAUGAAAUAGGCAACACACUGGAAACAGACCAGAACACAAUAGAAAAAGGACAAAUUUCUUUCCUAAAGCAGAUGAGGAUUCAUACCAAGUGCCAGUAUUUUAUCAUCAUCUCAAAAACAGUGUUCUGCUGUCCUCUAAUAACUGACCGAUAUCAGUGAGAUGGAAACAUUGCACUGCAGUGUACCCAGGCAAUUAAAAUUGGUCACUAAAUUAACUAUAAUUCUCAGAAUCUGUUUAUGACUCAGCCUAAGUUUUAUCAGUUUUGUCAGUCCUGCAGGCAAGGACGAGCCAGGCAGACCACACGUGCAAGUCUCCAUCUGCAGUUGUCCACGUCGUACACGCACUUUCUUGUGAUAGCUUAGCUUAGCUUCUGCAGCACGUUGGACUACGUCAGACAAGUGAGAUAAUAAAAGAAUGAGAGCUCCGUAGCUCUGGGGAGGAGAACCGCUGAGAAGGGAACGCAGGAAGCAGGGGGAAAAGAAAUAGGUGAUUACGUCUGACGGUUAAUGUGACUGCUUCAUGUCGCACUGGCCUCUUGUCACCGCUCUGACUCACAUCUCAGACGGCAUGCCUUUGUCUCCCACUUCUGUUUGUUUAAUUGUUUUGAUAACUGUGCAAAGUCAGACAACGGGGCUCUAGCGUGACACGUGCGAGAUGGAUAUUCGAGCACGCCUCGAAACGAGCAUCCUGAACGGAUAGUCUCGCGGGGUUAGAUUGAUUGCGACCGACCGCAUGAGCAGAUGUAAGCACCAUAUUAAGCUCUAAAGAUGUGUUGUGACAUUCCAUCUCAGGCUUUGCAUUGCACGUCCUGCAAGUCUGGGUAAGGCACUGCAGCGUGGAGCUUAUGCUACACCAUAUUGUUCAGCACUGAAAUAUGUUGUGCUAUGUGGUAGCAAAUUAAGCGGCGCUGGGCUAUAAAGGGCUCUGUCAUAUUAAUCGGUCAAAAUGGCUGCGAGGUCAUCAAUCAGCCAAUCAGCUAGUCGGCCACUGAAAGGCUCCGUCUCCAUGGGAAACACUUCAUUCCAUCCCUUCCUCCUCCACAUCAUGUUUUUUUUUUUCCCCCCUGUCUGUGUGCUUCAUUAGCAAUCAUGAAGCCAUUUGAAAGAGGAAGCAAGGCAAGAUGAACCUAUUUAACCACAGCUCAGAGGCUGGGGAGGGUGGGAAGAAAAAAAAAAAAAAAAGGACAGAAGAGGACGUAGAAGAUGAGACGCAGGACAGACAUUUGGACGAAGCGGAGAGGGAUUACUAGAAAGAAGUUGUUAAGGAGCUAUGAAAAUCUGACGAAUUUUGAAAGCAGCUGCAGAUGAAGAAGGCAAUUUUAAAACGGCACGACGCAGAAAGGCGACACAGCCGGAUUACAGCGGCUGAUUUUUAUUUUUUUUAUUUUUUGGCAGACUAAAAUAAAUACAUGCAAGGACAACAGGGGUGGGGUGGGGUGGGGUUGGGGAGGGACGGGGGCAAUUGAGGGAGGACGAGGCUGUGAGGAAAACACGAGUAAGCGAGCACAAACCAGACCGCAGCGCGACGAGGGAAAGGGAAGACGUGGAGGCUGCGAAUGGAGAGAAAGCAAAGCAGAGGGAGUGAAAGGAGGCAAGAGCAAAGGCACUUGGCAAAAGAGUAAGCAGAGCAAAUGUGAUGCAAGAGUGCCAGCUACAGAUGGAACGGGGGAUAUAUAGCUUGGCCGUCGUGAGCCUCGUGCGAUUGGUGAGAGGCCUGGGCUGCGCCACAAGGAGUGUGGUAACGGGUAGGAAGGGAGGUGGAGGUGGAGGUGGAGGUGGAGGGGGAGGGGGGUGAGGCGGUGGGGGUGGGGGCCGCAUUAUGUAGCGGAGUGCAGCAGGUAAGAAGUGCUGAUAAGAGAAAUGGACCACUGGGGGUACUUGAGUAAAGGAGGCUGGUGGACAGGAAGGCAGAGAGGAUGGGAGGAUCAAGAGGUUAGCGCAAAUGGAACCGCGGGGACCGCGGGCCUCCGACGACAAAGGUCAAAAGAAAAAGAAAAAAACACCUUCCCUCCCGCUGCUUUUUGGAAACGCAGCUCGUUUUCAACUUAGAAGAGGCUUUGCAGGACAUUUAGAAACCCAAUUAUUUUGAUGCAAUCUCUUAAUUUGAUUUUUUUUUUUCUUCUUCUCCUUCCCUACUCGUGUUAAUUACUGCGCGCUGUGGCAGAGAACGCGGAGCAGACCAACAGGCAUUACGCCGCACCAGCCCACUUCCUUAUCAGCCGUUGUUCACAUUUUAGACUUCUGACAAAGUGGCUAUAUUUUACGGUCUUACAGCCAAUGUUAUCUGGAACAUGUUGGAUCUCACAUUUCAAGAGAAAACCUACAAGUCGCGCGUGCGCAAUUGUCCCGUCUUUCUAUAACUGAUGAUUUAUAUUUAAAAUGACCUGCGAAGGGCCUAAACAUCUGCAUCCCUGGUUUAUUUGAGGCGUUGGUGCUGCACUGUGAAUGUAGUUUGGAUUUUUUCUUUUUUUUUUUUGAGCCACUGUGCUAGUGGAGCAGAGGGGAGGCUAUUCUAGGCAGGCCUGUGAGCGUGCUGCCUCGUGACUCAACGUGAGUCAGGGCUGGAGCUGUUCAGUCCUAAUGUCAAACAGAGGGACUGUACGGGGCGCGGGGUCAGAGGUGGAGACGCUACACCACGGAGCGAAAAGGAAACGAGACCGCGGUUAGAGAUGGAUCCGGCUCGAGAGAACAUUUUCACCUGAAACGCCGCGCCGCACGCGUUCUUGAAAAACACCGGGACGAGGCGGCGGCGGCGGCGGCGGCGUCGCUGGCGGAUGUCUGCCGGUGCAUCUGCCUUCGACUGUGUGAAAACGGAUGCAAAUAGCCAUAUUCAGUGACCAGCUGGCGGUGCGAUUUGUUGUUGCCGAGGUCAACGGAGGCAGAGGGAAAAAGAGAAAUAAAAUUUAAUCGCGGUAUGCGGCUGGCAGCCGGCCCAGCGCGGCCGAGGCUGUGGUGUUAAAUAGGUUGCGCGCCGACAGGCUGGGACGUAUACGCCGCGGUCAAAUUUACACAGAUUUCGCUGCGUGCGAGAACCGAACGGCGCUUUAUUUAUUUAUUUUUUUCCUUUUGCCACGUGGAAAAACCGAUCAAGUGUGUUACUCCCUGUGAGACAGAGUUUAUUGGCCUUUUGGUGGGUGAAAAACAUCCCUGUGUUUUCUCAGCAGCCUGAGACGGUGAAGCCUCGCUUUUAUGAGCCCAUCCAAUCGUUGAGGCCGAGUGUGUGUGUGUGCACGUGUAGUAAAUCACGUCCACCGAGAGCAGCAAAACAGGGGACUAAGACAUAUGUGAGAUGUGGUAGUUUUUUUUUGUGUGUGUGUGUGCAUGUACCGACACAAAUAAAGACAUAAACGUGAGACACGAGAGGAGCACACGGACGCACAAAAUUGAACCCGCUGACCAUCAAUUUCACUGUUUUUUUUUUUUUUUUUUUUUAGUUGAGAUUUACGUCACGGAGAGAAAU
Messenger RNA from Mugil cephalus (flathead mullet), 10836 nucleotides. RefSeq names its product leucine rich repeat containing 4.1 (gene lrrc4.1). The record is from RefSeq and is a predicted model, not a curated record. Gene Ontology annotation, biological process: excitatory synapse assembly; synaptic membrane adhesion; postsynaptic density protein 95 clustering. The transcript has a single exon. The coding region runs from base 2156 to 5011 and encodes 951 amino acids. NCBI's taxonomy places the organism in Eukaryota, Metazoa, Chordata, Actinopteri, Mugiliformes, Mugilidae. Gene Ontology annotation, molecular function: protein binding. Gene Ontology annotation, cellular component: plasma membrane; glutamatergic synapse; postsynaptic density membrane.